This is a messenger RNA of Myxocyprinus asiaticus (Chinese sucker), 934 nucleotides long. Its product is annotated as centromere protein S-like. Gene Ontology annotation, molecular function: protein heterodimerization activity; chromatin binding. The transcript is spliced from 5 exons. Lineage: Eukaryota; Metazoa; Chordata; Actinopteri; Cypriniformes; Catostomidae. Bases 288 to 647 code for a protein of 119 amino acids. Gene Ontology annotation, cellular component: Fanconi anaemia nuclear complex; FANCM-MHF complex. Gene Ontology annotation, biological process: replication fork processing; resolution of meiotic recombination intermediates. The record is from RefSeq and is a predicted model, not a curated record.
AUGCAUAAUACCUUAACAAAAUUAUUUGUAAUUCUUGCCAUUAUUUAUGAGUUUAAGAAAUUUAAUAGCAUGUUGGUAUGAGAUAUUGUAAUUAAAAAUACUUCUAGGUAAAGAAUCAUAAAAUGUGGAACUCAAUUCCACUCCAUAUCAGUAGUGGGCGCUGAUGACAUAAAUACUAAACACUGGCAGCACUGUUGCAAAGCGAAGAAAACAUCUUAAGCGCAAUUUUCAACUGUAAAUGCACAAAUAGCGAAGUUGAGCAGCUUCUAAAUAUUUAUCUGCUGAAAAUGGAUGAGGACGAGGCACAAAAGCAGAGGCUCAAAGCAGCUGUGCAUUAUACUGUUGGCCUUCUCUGUCAAAACAUCGCUGCUGACUGCGAGAAACAAAUCACAAAACAGACAAUAGCAGCUAUUGCGGAAACUACAUUCAGACAGUGUGAUAUAUUUGCCAAGGACUUGGAAGCUUUCGCGAGGCACGCUAAAAGAAACACGGUUACAGUGGAUGAUGUGAAGCUCACGGCCAGGAGAACCACUGCACUGUACAACUACAUUCAGCGGAAAAGUGAAGACCUGGCUUUGAACAACCAAGAGCUUAAGGAGAAGAGGAAGAAGAACGCUGCCAAAAGGAAGAGUAAAGAUGGAAGCUGAGGAGGAAAAAGAGAUUUAAAACUGUUUAGGGAAGAUCUACAUGUUUUGAGUUAAAAAAAAUACAAACUACUUUGGUUUGGUGCAUGUAAGAACGAAUCCCAGUUGGAAAAAUACUUCAGAGAAAAAAAAAAUAAUUCACAUGGGUCACAUUAAAUACUAAACAAUUGUUUUUUUUUUACAAAAUUACUCAAACAAGCAUUCAGUUGUAUAUUUUAUUGUAAUAUAUGGAAAACAUUUUUUUUCUUUCUUUGGAAUAUGAAGCAGAAUAAAACAGUGCAGAUUUGUAA